AUGAAAUCACCACAACUAUCAUCUCCACUUGAUAAAUCUUUAAAUAUUAAUUUUACUGAUCGUGUCAAUUCUCUAACUAAUCAAUUAGAAUCUCUAUCAAAAACGAAUUCAUCUGUUCAACAGAUAUUUCAUAUUGUUCCCAUUAUACAUCGAUUUCUUCAAAAAAGUCUUCAAUCUCAUCAAAAACUUUCCGAUGAAUAUCAUGAUUUAACUAAUACAAUUCAACAAACUAUUUCUAUUUGUACUCAAUAUAUUCAUGAUCGUUAUGAUCAUGAAAAUGAACUUUUAUUUUUAAAAAAUAAAAUUUCACAAAUUAUUGGACAAAUUGGUUAUACACAAUAUUGUUUAGAACAAUAUUGGACAAUGAUUUAUAGUUUAGAACAAGAAAUUGAACGAUUACAAAUACUUCUUAGUAAUCCUCAAUUAUUACAAAUAAAUCGACAUAAAUUUGAAACACUUCAAGAAACGCAAAAAAUCAAAUUAGAUCGUUUUAUAAAGGAAAAUGAAAAUAUAAAACUCUUAAUUAAUAAACGAAAAGAUUCAAUUCAAACAACUCAAAACCAAAUUGAAAUAGAUAUAAAAGAAUUACAAAAACUUAAAUCUAUUUUAUAUAAUAACGAAGUAGAACAAAAGCAUGUUCAAAAUCACUGGGUACAAAUAGAAAAACAAACUUCUCAUCUUCAAACCACCGCUGAAAAAACCAAAAAUAUGGAAAAUGAAUAUCAAAAUCGAAUGAAAACAACUAAAAUGCAAUACAAUCAAGUAGGAAAACAGUUAAGUUCUUUAUCAGAAACUUAUGAUCAAACUAAUAAAAAAUUAAUAGCGAUACAAACAAAUGAAACAAAUAUCAAGCAAGAAAUCGACAAUGUAAAAAAAGAAAUCACCACAGAACAAACAUGUAUUCUAACCUAUCGUGAUCAAAUACAAAACCUUCGACAUCAUACGCAUAAACUCGAAUUAGAAAAACGACAUACUUAUCAACUUAUUAAAUUUGAAGAACAUACUAAUUCCAUAUUAGAACGAAAACAAGUGUUACAUAAACACAAUCAAUUAAAACUUCAAGAUCGUGUUAAGAAUCUAUUGAGACAAUUAACAGAUAUAAAUAAACGAAAUCAAAUAAAUCAA
Molecule: messenger RNA, 1125 nt
Organism: Adineta steineri
Lineage: Eukaryota; Metazoa; Rotifera; Eurotatoria; Adinetida; Adinetidae
Source: the annotation of a GenBank genome assembly